GGAAUUGAACCCAGGGCUUCAUGUAUGCAAGGCAAACAAUAUACCAAAUACCUGGAUUUUCAAUGGCAGGAGAAGAAGUAAUCAGAAGACCGAGAUGAAUUUUAACACUAUUCUAGAAGAGAUUCUUAUUAAAAGGUCACAGCAGAAAAAGAAGACAUCACCUUUAAACUACAAAGAGAGACUUUUCGUCCUUACACAGUCCAUGUUAACCUACUAUGAGGGUCGAGCAGAGAAAAAAUACAGGAAGGGGUUUAUUGAUAUUUCAAAAAUCAAGUGUGUGGAAAUAGUGAAGAACGAUGAUGGUGUCAUCCCGUGUCAAAAUAAAUACCCAUUUCAGGUUGUUCAUGAUGCUAAUACACUUUAUAUUUUUGCACCUAGUGCACAAAGUAGGGACCGGUGGGUGAAGAAGUUAAAAGAAGAAAUAAAGAACAACAAUAAUAUCAUGAUUAAAUAUCACCCUAAAUUCUGGGCAGAUGGAAGUUACCAGUGCUGCAGACAAACUGAAAAACUAGCGCCUGGAUGUGAAAAAUAUAAUCUUUUUGAAAGCAGUAUAAGAAAAGCCUUGCCUCCUGCACCAGAAACAAAGAAGAGAAGGCCUCCUCCACCCAUUCCACCUGAAGAAGAAGAUAAUAGUGAAGAAAUCGUUGUGGCAAUGUAUGAUUUCCAGGCAACAGAGGCACAUGACCUCAGAUUAGAGAGAGGACAAGAGUAUAUCAUAUUGGAAAAGAACGAUGUCCACUGGUGGAAAGCAAGAGAUAAAUACGGGAGUGAAGGGUAUAUCCCAAGUAAUUAUGUAACAGGAAAGAAGUCAAACAACUUAGAUCAAUAUGAAUGGUAUUGCAGAAAUACAAAUAGAAGCAAGGCAGAACAACUCCUCAAAACUGAAGGUAAAGAAGGUGGUUUUAUGGUAAGGGACUCCAGUCAGCCAGGCCUGUACACAGUUUCUCUUUAUACAAAGUUUGGAGGGGAAGGUUCUUCAGGCUUUAGGCAUUAUCAUAUAAAGGAAACAGCAACAUCUCCGAAGAAGUAUUACCUCGCAGAAAAGCAUGCUUUUGGUUCAAUUCCUGAGAUUAUUGAGUAUCAUAAACACAAUGCAGCAGGACUUGUCACAAGACUGCGGUACCCAGUUAGUACAAAGGGGAAGAAUGCACCAACCACUGCGGGAUUCAGCUAUGAGAAGUGGGAGAUUAACCCUUCGGAGCUGACCUUUAUGAGGGAGUUGGGGAGUGGACUGUUCGGAGUGGUGAGGCUGGGCAAGUGGCGAGCCCAGUACAAAGUAGCCAUCAAAGCUAUUAGAGAGGGUGCCAUGUGUGAGGAGGACUUUAUAGAAGAAGCUAAAGUCAUGAUGAAGCUGACACAUCCCAAGCUGGUACAGCUUUACGGUGUAUGCACCCAGCAGAAACCAAUUUACAUCGUGACAGAGUUCAUGGAACGGGGCUGCCUUCUGAAUUUCCUCCGUCAGAGACAGGGCCAUUUCAGUAGAGACGUGCUGCUGAGUAUGUGUCAGGACGUGUGUGAAGGGAUGGAGUACCUGGAGAGAAACAGCUUCAUUCACAGAGACUUGGCUGCCAGAAAUUGUCUGGUAAAUGAGGCAGGAGUUGUGAAAGUCUGUGAUUUUGGCAUGGCCAGGUAUGUUCUGGAUGAUCAGUACACAAGCUCUUCUGGUGCUAAAUUCCCAGUGAAGUGGUGCCCACCUGAAGUAUUUAACUACAGCCGCUUUAGCAGCAAGUCAGACGUCUGGUCAUUUGGUGUCUUGAUGUGGGAAGUAUUCACAGAAGGCAGAAUGCCCUUUGAGAAGAACACCAACUAUGAAGUGGUAACCAUGAUUACUCGAGGCCACCGCCUCCACAGGCCGAAGCUAGCAUCUAAAUCCAUAUAUGAGGUGAUGCUGAGGUGUUGGCAGGAGAAACCAGAGGGAAGGCCUUCAUUUGAAGAUUUGCUGCACACGAUAGAUGAACUAAUUGAAUGUGAAGAAACUUUUGGAAGAUAAGCAUUGGGACCAGUAGCUCCCAGAUCCAAGGCCUGAGAAAAUGGCACUUAGUGAUUAACUUAUUUGGCACCUGGCUGUCUAGACUGUUUACUCAUAAAGUGGAAACAUCUAAGGCAUUUUCUUCCAGACCGACCUUAGCUCCAUGACUGUCUUCCGGAUAUGAAGAUGGUACCUUAGAGCUGGUGAUUGAAAGUAUUCAUUUCUUUUCAUUCCUCAGGAACUUGAAUGUGCACGUUGUGUCAGGCACAGUGCCUAAACCCCCAGUUUUGCCCAUUUUAGGGGUGCACACAGACCUGUGUUGGCUUGUGCCAGUAGAAAACCAGAGUGAGAAGGCAAGGAACUAUGUUCCAGCAACCCAUCUCUUUCCUUGGGUUUCUACAUAAAUCUGGGCCUAGAGCAUCAUCUAGAAUUGAGUUCUAGGUGAAAAAAAACACCCUCUUUGGAUAAGUACCCAUCUCUGUUCUUAGUAUCACAGCCUAAAAUAUUUGUAUGCUGUACAUAUUGUAAGUACAUUUAAUAUAUAAAGUUAUAUAUUUAUAAGAA
Perognathus longimembris pacificus (Pacific pocket mouse) is the source of this 2533-nucleotide messenger RNA. RefSeq names its product tec protein tyrosine kinase (gene Tec). The record is from RefSeq and is a predicted model, not a curated record. Gene Ontology annotation, biological process: adaptive immune response; B cell receptor signaling pathway; intracellular signal transduction. The coding region runs from base 95 to 1990 and encodes 631 amino acids. The transcript is spliced from 18 exons. Lineage: Eukaryota; Metazoa; Chordata; Mammalia; Rodentia; Heteromyidae. Gene Ontology annotation, molecular function: ATP binding; non-membrane spanning protein tyrosine kinase activity; protein binding.